Molecule: messenger RNA, 10109 nt
Organism: Eriocheir sinensis (Chinese mitten crab)
Lineage: Eukaryota; Metazoa; Arthropoda; Malacostraca; Decapoda; Varunidae
Gene: PRL-1
Product: PRL-1 phosphatase-like
Exons: 5
Coding region: 1136-1678 (180 amino acids)
Biological process (GO): protein dephosphorylation
Cellular component (GO): nucleus
Molecular function (GO): phosphatase activity
Source: RefSeq, a predicted model, not a curated record
GCAAUGAGUGCAAGCCGUCCGCGAAAAUAAAAGUCCGGGAACUCGUGGCCGCGGCGGCGCCUGCGCAGCGGGUCAGUGAGUGCCCGAGCCGCCCCAGCCCCAAGUGUCCGCACAUACACACCUCCGCCUGGCGCUGAUGCAAAGCCAAUGCAUCACCUUUGAUAACAUCUGUUCGACGCGCCUUCUUCUGUGUCCAGGAAGUCAAUUGAAACAUGAAAUUUAAAUACUGCGGCGACAACAACGCACAGCUGUCCAGUGGGCGAGGCUACACACUUAUGGAGCUACUGAAGGGCUCUGGCGAAUUCUGCAAGGCACAAUAUCACAUCAAAUAAGCAAAGAAGAUAAAGAAAGCCUGCAUCGUAUGCCAAUAUACAUGUGAAUUGUUGUGUGUCAGUGCGUGAAUAGUGGGAGACUGAACUUGUGAUGGGGUAAAGUGAAGGCACGAAAGUGAGUGGGGUCCCCAGUGGCUGCGUUGUCGUCUGUUGCUGCGGCUGCUACCACCACCACCAUCACCGUCACCGCCACAGUCAUCAACACCACUUCCAUCUCCACCAUCAUCAUCGUUGCCCUUCCGCUUUAGGGGCACCCAGUCCGAAGUCCUGCUGGAGAGGGCCUAGGCCAUUCUGGCAGUAGUUUUCAUCAAAAUCAAAAUUGGAGUUCAUCAACAUAGGUGGAGAAAGCUGGAGAGCAAUCCCUCCUGUCCCAUUCGACCGUGAAGCUGUACCCAGGCAGUCCCUUCCUUCACUAGCUCCAUCCUUGGCAAGCAUUUAACCAUUCAGUUUUUAUCCACGAAGAGCCAAAGUGCGUGUGUUCCAGUUGAAUGUAUGUAGUGUGUUUGCAGAACGGUGUAUAAUAUCUGAUAACUGCCUUUUUUUAUAGAUACGAAGUUCACAUAUAAAAGUAUAUAAAUAUAUAUAUAGCAUAUAUAUAUUUGUAAUUAUCAAGAUCUCUCAACCAUACAAGUCAGUGAGGUCUGUCUCCCCAUUCUGUGGAAGGUGUCAUCCUCCUCUGGGGAUUGCCAUUAACCUGCAUCAUUCAGUAGCAAAAAGUACUUCCAAGCAUCUCCAGAAGAAAGCAGCUCGCCUCUCCAUAGUAUCUGGAAGAGCCUACACCUAUUUUUUUUUGUACGAGCGUUAUGAGUGCAAACAGUGCAAACAUGAGAUCCAAGAGCAUCCGACCUGCCCCCUCCGAGAUUGAAUACAAGAACAUGCGCUUCCUGAUCACUGAUCGACCAACGGAUGCCACUAUGCAGUCAUAUAUUGAGGAAUUGAUGAAGCAUGGGGUGCAUGAUGUGGUGCGGGUCUGUGAACCCACCUACAAGACUGAUGAGCUCAAGAAAGCUGGUAUUUCUGUGAUCGAUCUGGUAUUUGACGAUGGAACCUUCCCACCAGCGGAGGUGGUGGAGGAAUGGCUAAGUCAUCUGCGUGUCCGGCACCGUGAGGAACCUGGCUGCACCAUUGCUGUCCAUUGUGUGGCAGGGCUCGGGCGGGCUCCUGUCCUCGUGGCUAUUGCUCUCAUUGAGCUUGGGCAACGCUAUGAAGAUGCUGUAGAGCUUAUCAGACAGAAGAGACGAGGAGCCAUUAAUGCCAAGCAGCUGGCUUACCUGGAGAAGUACCGUCCCAAGUCUCGACUCAGGCUAAAGAAUGGCCACAAGACUGGUGCAUGCUGCGUACAGUAAGGGUAGGGAGGAAAACAUACUGUUGACAUACAUCACACUUUGUUGAUGCCAUGUUAAUUUACUAAACUUGUUUUUAUUUUCUGUUAUUUUUGUUUUACACAAUCCAUGUAAUUUUUAUUUAUCCUUAAAACUACUGUUGUCCAAACAUUUAUGCAGGAUGCUGAGUGAGGCAAACAGAAAAUUCAUAUUGACUUAUUGUUACUCUUCAUACUGGUGUUUUCCCUUAGUGUACAAAGGGAAAUAAUGUUGAAAAUAUAUGAAUGGGGAACUCACUAUCCCAGAUAGCAUUGGCCUAAAGAAUGCAUAUCCUCCCUCUGUUCCCAGCCAGCUGGCUUACUAACACAACUGUUUCAUGUUCCAAAGUUGUUGUGUCCCUUUCUCUUGGUAUAAAGAGGUGAAAGAAUAGUGCCAUGGGAUGUUGCCAUGCGUGAAGGAUGUCCUUUUAUGAGUGUGUAGUCAUUUGGGGAGGGGGGUGGUACCUUAGAGCUCCUUUGUUCCCUUCUUGUUGAGGGUCUUAUCUUAUAUAAAUUUCAAAAGACAAUUAAAUAUGGCUUAAUGUAAUACUAUACCAAACCUUAGGCCUCAAAAUUCCUUAGUUUUAAUUUAAAUUUCAGCAGUAUAUUAUGAUCUGCAAGUGACAUGGAGUAGAGUGAGCUUGUUAAGUUAGUCAAGACAUUUGUUUCAUCCAAACAUGCCAGAUGGCCUAAAGAAAAUCUCACACUCCUAGAUUAUUUUUGUUAUUUGCAGAGUAACUUCUGCUGAUACUGCAUAAUUAAUUAAAAAUGUAAUGUUGACACAGUAUUUAGGCAGACUGCAAAUGAGUGUUAAUGUUUGCAUGGCAGGUCAUCAUUUGUGUGAUUCCCACAUAUUUUGUCAUGUUAGCUUUGUGUGUGUGUGUGUGUGUGUGUGUGUGCAUGCAUCUAUAUGUGUGUGGGUACAUGUGUGCCCACAUAAAAUAGUGUCCUUGCAUAUGCACUUACAUGUUCAAAUGUGAAUGUUUUUGUGUGCCUGUGUGCGUGCUGAGUGCAUGCCUUUGCAUGUCCAUGAAUGUAUGCUCAGUUGCCCAUCAGCAGGUGUAAGUUGAUUGCAUGCGCAUGUGUGUGUGUGUGUGUGUCUGUCUGUCUCUGUCUGUCUGUCUGUGUUUUGUAGGAGUACAAGUGUGCAUUGAUGAACAUGAAUUUUACUGUAGCAAUCCUGCAGCAUUCAUUCUAUGCCCUUUCUUUAGUGGUCUUAAUAUCCCCUGGGCAUAUGUAAGUAGACGUUUAGUUAUGUAAUUUAUGAAUCACACAAAUUUACACAAAUUUGAAGGACAUGGGUCUAUCUUAAGUUUUAUGAAGGACUUAAAUGGAUGGAGGUAGUACUGUUAGGGAGACAAGUCUGAAAACUGACAGCUUGACGUAAGAAAUUUGUAGUUGCUAAAAGUAAGUUUACUAAAAUCAUAUUCAGUCAAAAUUGGGCUGUUGACAUAUAAUGUAUGAGUGUUCUAUAAUUUCGCUUCUAAAUUAUGCAUGUCUAUAUCUGGACAAUUUUAAUGGCAUGGAUAUAUUGGCCGUACCAUGACUUUUGUUUUCCUUUAUUCCAUGCAUUGAUCUGUGGACACAGGAGGGUGGUCCUUAAAGCACACAUAUGAAAGACCCCAGCAGUUGCAAUUUUACUGCUGCUGUUUUUUGUUUCUUUUUAAUUUGUUUAGAUUAUUAAGUUGGUUCUUCUUUGCUUACAUAUCAUAACCAUCUCCCUUACAGACCAACUUACGAUAUGGUUAUUAUGUAGUCUACAGAUUUGUAUGUAACAGUUUGCUUGCAGUUUAUAUUUCAUACAAAGAAAAUUCCUGUACUUUUUACCUUGCAGAUGAACCUUAAUGAGGGGAGCAGACCAAGAUAAGAAAUGUCUAGAUGUGAAAAUUGUAUGAAUGAAGAUAGAAUGGUAAUGGGGAAUGCAAGAAAGCUGGAGUAGUAAAUUUUAGACAGAAUGCAUGAACAUGCAUUCCAAAUAUUUUUAACCUAUCUGACCUCAGUUGACCUUUAAUGAGGUGUGGCACAUCAUGAGGUAUCAGUGAUGGUUUUAUGAUCACAGCUAGUGUCAGGGUCUGGGGUGGCAGUACUAGUGGAGUUUGUGAAUGUGUAGUACUGUCCAUUUUACUGCAGUCUUCUCUUAAUCCAUUUUAUUUCCUGAGGACUUUCCCCUCACCCUGCAGAAGUGGAAAAGGGAUGUUAUGAUGAUGAACUCUGCUUGCCGAUGUUACAUAAAGUUUUGUUGUAAUAAACAUGUCCAGGUUUUAUGUUUAGUGGACUUUUUUUAUCUUAAGAAUAAAUAUAAAUUUUAAAGUUUUUGUUUGUAUACUAUUUUGUCAUUUAGAAAAUUCCUAAAUGUGGCUGAUACAUUGAUAAAUCUUGAGAAAUUAUGAGAGUAGAGUUCUUUUCGUGUAUAUAUAUAUAUAUAUAUAUAUAUAUAUAUAUAUAUAUAUAUAUAUAUAUAUAUAUAUAUAUAUAUAUAUAUAUAUAUAUAUAUAUAUAUAUAUAUAUAUAUAUAUAUAUAUAUAUCGUGCCUAUUUGUAACUGCAGCGAAGUAUAUCAUUCUUCAGCCUGAUUUUCUACAAAGAAUUUGCUGUCUUUGCUACCAAAUUUACAAUAAUUAAACGAUGUGACCCCUGAGCCCCCUUCCGGAAGAAUUUGUUCACAGACAGAUGUGGAUAAUAAAUGGUGACACAUUUGAAUAUCAGCCACUUGAUACGUACCACUUGCUCAGCCUUAUCAUCUUCUGUAUCAGUCUUCUAUAAGCAUCCUGCCAGAGAAUGUAAAUUUACUUCAAAACACUCGAGAAAACUUAACGUUUUCCCACUCCCCUUCAUAGCUAUUUUUGUUCAAUCCUUAAAGUACUUAUUGACAGUCUACUCUUUUUCUAUUUUCUUCAUCUCUUAUUACUCUUAUUUUAUGUUCUCAUCUCAGAGGGCAUCUUGAUGAGAUGGAGAAUCAUAUUCAUGGGAUAUUUAUAUAUUUUUAGCAGUUUAACCUGAUGCUUCUCUGUCAAGAAAAUGCCUUCAUUAGGACAUUCUGGAAAACAUUUCCAGGCCAAUGAAGCACAGAUGAUAGUAAGAGGCAUGCACUGCAUACUCAAAUCUGGUUUACUUUUCAUCUUGGCAUUCUCAUUCUAAAUGUUAAGGAAGUUGAAUUAGUUACCAAGUACAGGACACUGCCAAGUACUCUCUCCCUCAAUUUUUUCCAUUUUGUUUUUAAUUCAUAACUGCUCUUCUUUCUCCUUAACUUGUAUAUCUUCUUGUUUACAUUAUUUUCACACAGAAUUUUGAUUUAGUUUGGUUUGUUUGUCUUGGAAAAUACAAGUUGUUUUGUAAGCACUAGUUCAUACUGGUGGCUUGGAAUUAAAAGCUGCUUCUACACCAUCAGGUCUCCAACAGAGUUUUAACAACACAUAUCGAACUAGUGGCAAUAAGAGGCACCCUACAAUACAUUCUUGAGAAGAGACCUAUAAUAGUGCUCAUAGCAUCAGAAUAAAGCCUCCCUUCAAGUCUUAUUCCACAUCAACCCCACUGAUGUCAGCCUCGUCACCCCCGUCCACUACCUGGCAAGCACAAAAGCACAAUUAAUGCUAUGGAAAUUACCAUCACCCUCCUUUGGGUACCAGGGCAUGCUAACACGAGGCAAUGAACUGGCUGACUGCUGCUCAGGCUGUGGCCUACGGAGUGAUGAUAAAUGCGCCCAGCCUGGCAAUGACAAAGGCCGUGAUCCUGUUACCAAGACCACGAGGCCUAAGUGGCCAACAGCUUGUCCUCUGGUAUGUGGUAUGCAAGAGCCACUCCAUGAACCCCUCUCUCCCUCCCAACACCCAUCGAAGUCUGUGUGCCUACCUGCACUGUCUCCACUUUGGCUACAAGUGCCUGGCAGAGCUAACAGAUGGAGCCGCUGCAAAAUACUGGAUAAACUAUAAAAGCCAAAAUUGAUUAUUCCCUCCUCCACAACAUACUAGAAUGCACUGCAGCCUCCACCCUAAGGAACCCUACAUGAUGAUACCUAGGCAGUAAUGACUCCGCUGCCCCACUGAUAGCUGCUAACUUGGUAGCUUCAAUGCCAACACCUGUACUCCCAACUCUUUUAAUAGUGUUGUACCUUCACAGACAAUGGACUCAUUAACCUCUGUGGGGUCAAAAUAGCCCAGUCAGUCAGCUUACUGGCAAACAUUAAAGAAGAGCAGGUAUUGGUUGGCAGGGAAAGUGAAAUAUUUGUCAUGCAGGUCUGUUAUUUCUGGGGGGGUUAGGGGGGUCUGUAGCCCCCCCCCCAAUGUUUUCUAUAUUGGCCUCAAAAUGACCCUAGAAGUUCUUAUUUAAAAAAAAAAAAAAAAUAAAUAAAUAAAAAAAUUCCGAUUACCUCCUCCCCCCACCUCAUGAACCCAAGAUGCCCUCUAGCCCCACUUGAAAAUCUGCCAAAAUUACGGGCCUGUCAUGGCACACACUGCGACAACUGAGAGGUAAAUCAUAGGCAGCCUGUGAGUGAGAUGACCAACUUAUUGAUGGUUUAACUCCAAUCCUUCACUGUCAACACUUACUUAAAUCUCUAUCCCUCCAUAUACAAGUUUAUUGCUUCAACUAUGUUGCAUUAUUGUCUUCAGUUCAUGUUUGACAGAUAUUCUUAAGGAGGCACUGAUUAUUUGAAAGGCCAUCCAUAAUGAUGACAGUAUCUUCCAACGCUGAAGCUAUCAUCACUUGUAGAUUCUCUGGUUCUAUGGACUGACUAUUAAUAUGGCUGAGACAGCAUGUAGAAGUUGGAUUUAUCCCACUUAUAUACAUAGGUGGAUGAGUAGUUUGGUGAAAAGGGGUACCCUCACCCCUUUUCACCAAACUACUCAUCCACCUAUGUACAGGCCUGAGGCCUGUUUUGAAAAGCUGUUUUGGGAAAAAAAAGCAUACUUCCUCAAAAUGCAGACAGUUUUUAUUGUGCGCCCUAAACCUUUGCCAUGCAUGUUUCACCCGAGGUUUCGGGUUAUCAGGAAUCCUGAGUACAUAUUUCAACCCAUGCACAUGACAUUUACAGUUUUGCUGAAAAAGUUUGAUAGUGUUCUGAUAAUGUUACUCCUGCUGUGUCUACAAAGGCACCUAAUCUAUGAAACAAGGGCUCCUUUGCAGUUUGGAAAUCAUGGUGAACUCUUUGUUGCCUGUCUUGUGCUCAGUUGUCAUUCCCAUACAACUUUUGAAGAAUAUUGGUGCAGCUCUUGGUGUUCCUGCUCUUAGUGAUGUAUGAGGUUUUGAAGUGAUAGGCUCUGGCAGUGGCAAGGAGGGAGGUGUGACAGGUAACAGUGGUGAAAAGUGGACUUUUGUUACUUUUGAUGGCAUGCAUAGUCUGGACUUCCCAGUCACAUCGGAAUCCUUUCCCAAUUUCCUUUCCAAUCUCCAUGUACUGUUGCUUCUGCAUCAGUAACUUAAACCACUGUCGCAUCUUGCUUAAACAUAGACAAUAAGCUGAACUACAGACAAGCAAUAGAUAUUUGGAGGUGAGUGGAGUGACUAUCUACCAAUAGUUGUUGACUCAUUGACUCCUCCAGUCUGUGCUUGGGAUGAUGAUAUGAUCACACGAAAUUGAGAUGGUAGCAACUGGCAUGAUAGUGGCUGAAUUUCUGAUGUAGUCUUUUGUGAAUAAAACAUUGAUGGCUGGUAUCCUGCAUAUUUUAUGCAGAUGGGGUUUCAUAAAUGCUAGAAUGUUUUCUGUUCUGUACACUCGUCAUGGGAAACUUCUUACCCACCCACAAUAUUGGAAGUUCUCAGAUUUUUGAGAAAAUUUUCACUGAAAAAGCACAGGAAUUUUCUUUUUUGCUUGCAGUUAGUUUCACUUAAAUGCCUUUUAAUUUAUAGGUGUCUUCAGUAUUCAGCUUUUAACAAUGAAACAUCAAGAAUAUGAAAGUGUUAGUGUUAGUUCUUACAUGGUGUAAAUGUCUAUAACCACUGAUGACUUAAACUGUGCAAUGUUGCACUGAUCUGGGAAAAUUAUAAGGAAUGCCUGUUCAUUGUCCUUAUUAACUUCAAAAUGUCAAGUUUUCUUGGCCUUAGAAACAUACAGCAGCUUUCCUGAUUUCCUGUAAAGUGUGGCUUUGGUCUAGACUUAGCAUUACAAAUUGGGUAACAGCGGCAGUCUUCAUCAUAACAGUUUGUCUUGCUAGUAUUGCAUAUUAUUUUUCUUUCCCAUGACAGAUAUGUAGCUAUAUAGUUCAUAGUGGCAUUUAUCAAAAUGUGGCCAUUAGUGGGAGUGGCUUGGUGUUCCCAGUUCCAAAAUGGUUUAUUCAGAGGAUAUUUCUACUUGUUUAAAUUAGUGUGAAGAAGACUAAUAAUGGAAAAUUAAAGUCUGACUUACUGUUUGGCAUUUCACAAUUAUCUGAGGGUAGCUUGUUCUGCCUUUGCUCUGAGGAUGAAUCUUUCAUGGCUGUGACUAUAGGCCAUACAUUAUUAGCCACUAAAAUACUUUCUUUUUUCUUAAGGGUGUAUGGAAUGUCUGCCUGUAUAAAAGUUUGAGUGGUAUUUUUUUCAGCAUCUACAGUCAAACCUUGUUUUUUCUAGCCUCAGGGAAUAAGGAUAGAAAUAGGAAAGUCAGGGCACGCUUUGUAAAGAAAGGUAUGAAAUGAAACUAGUCCUGUCAGGAUUUAUACUGAGUUGAAUUAACAAGGUCUGAGUGUUUAUUGUCAUGUCUGGGUCGAGUAAGCCACCGCAGACAAAGCUUGCUGCACAAAGAUGAAACUACCAUGAGGCAUCACAGAAUGCCAAGAACUACUUUAUAUUAUUAUUGACUGGAAUUUAGAGGUAAAGAUGUUUUUUUCUUUUUUUUACGGUUGUAUGGACACUCGACUUGCAGUCAUUUUUAAGCCAGAGAAAAUUGUCUUCUGUGCCCUUUUUCUUCUAAUGGAAACUCAUUCACUAACAUGGAGUUUAUUGAAAAUGUGCAAUUUAUUCUAAUUGUUUUAUGCAAACAGGUUAAAAUACUUUUUAAGCUGCUGUAUAUGACUUUGUUGAGUUUUUACAUGGAGACAGAAGCUGGCCAUCUCUGGUAACCUUCCUUGACUUGGCACUGUAAACUGGUGUAGCAAUGUACUGGGUUACAAGCUAAAGUCCCAGACUCCACUGGUAGAAGUUUGUUAUGCAGCACUGACUCUACAGUAGUAUGGGUUUGGCGCAUUUUAUUUCAAGUUUUUAUGCUGUCAUGUAGAAAAGAUGACAUGGAGUAUGCACUUCACAUCAGUCUUAAUUGGGAAACUACUCUAAUAUUCUCCCUGGUUGUAUAACUGCUUUAGUAUUUAUUUGAACUUGGGUUGAGUUAAUGUACCAUUUACCCACUCUUGGAUGAGUGUUUUACACUGAUGAAAACUUAAGCUCUGACAUGGCCUCAGUAAGGAUUUUCAUCUUAAUGUGUAUUUUAAGAUCAUGUCUUGUAUAUUUUGGAUUCAAAUUCUCAUUUUGUAAACUUCUAUGCAAGACUGGACAAGAUGACUUUCUCUUAUUCAAAUAUUUUACCAAAACUUUUCUUCACUGAAAAUGAGUCUUAGCUCCCCUGUUACACGUUCAGGGAAGACUGGAUAGGUAUGUCUUUACCUUCAUGUUUGAAACUUGUGAUGUGUUUCUUCUUUGGGAUUUUGGUGAUCCCUCAAACUUUUUCCAGAAUUUGAACAUGAUGGUUGACUUUAACUGAGGAUCCCAGUCUUUCCCUGUUCAUCAGUGUGAAGUAGGCCACAGAGAUAUUUUCAAUUAGGUUUUAAAACUUCCAGAAGAGAGCUCUGUAUAAGUAGUUUUUGUGACAAGUCCAGCCAGCUAUGUAGAGAAUGUCUAUAUUAAGAUCUUUGUGGUUUUAAAAGCUAUGGUGCCUAAUUUUAUCAUUUAAAGGCCUGCCUUGCAUUUUAUCACAUAGUACUCAACUAUAUUUAUGAGCUGUUUUAUUUAAAAUCAUUUAUGGUAUUGUAAGAAACUGUAUUUAUCCCAUGACAAUUCAUUAUUUUUUUCCCACAAGGUCAUGGCUCUCUGGCCUUGGUGUUGGGCACAGAAAUGAUUAUUUUUCUGCAAUGAAAAAGAAAUUCUGAACUGCAGUCACACCAGGUCCUACAUGCAGAUCUUGUUUCCUGUUAUUUUGCCGCCUUAUGGCCAACUCCCCCACCUCUCCUCCCCCCCUGAGACAGUCUCCUGGUUAAGUUACAGAGUGUGGCCAUGGAAAGUGUGGUGGCCAGCUCUUGCAUCACUGUGUAUUACAUUGUUGGCCCUCGCGUUAUAGAUGCACUAGGUGACCCAAGUGUUGUCGUUGCGUGAGGGUCCUGGUGGCGCUGCUGUGGCAUAAUCUGUAAAGCCCUUGUGGAGCUGGCCAGGCCACACACAGCCUUUGUAAGUGUCUGUAUUUUUGGCUAACGAUAGCAGUGUGAACUUGUUCAUAAUAAAGUAUGGUUUUUUGGUAAA